Messenger RNA from Vigna umbellata (rice bean), 943 nucleotides. The record is from RefSeq and is a predicted model, not a curated record. Lineage: Eukaryota; Viridiplantae; Streptophyta; Magnoliopsida; Fabales; Fabaceae.
CGUGAUUUACUAUUAAUAAAGUUGUUUAAAUAUUCCAUUAGACCAUUUAAUGUCGACUGUGUGUGCAAUCAGAUACCAAGGACAUAUCCUUGCAAAAGAAUUGGCUGCCAGAGGCUUACAGACCACAGUAAUUUCUGAUUCUGCCGUUUUUGCAUUGAUUUCCCGAGUGAACAUGGUCAUAGUUGGAGCUCAUGCUGUCAUGGCUAAUGGUGGAGUUAUUGCCCCAGUUGGGUUAAAUAUGGUUGCACUUGCAGCUCAAAGGCAUGCUGUUCCAUUUGUUGUACUUGCUGGGAGUCACAAGGUCAGUUCUUAACAUGUAAUAACUUUGUGCCCUCACAUCUGGCAUGUUCUUAGGAAACAGGAAUGCUUUUGACUUCUGAUGUUUCUAUAAUUUACUUCCUUUCCUGUUCUGUUUAACUUGGAAAGAGGAUGACAGGUUAUUGUGAAAUUCUUGGGUGAGGCAGAGAAUACGAAUUAUUUUUUGCACAUAUGGACUCGAGAAUUAGUUGUUGAUAGCAAUCAGUACAAAGUAGAAGAGAUAAAAGAAAUUCGUGUAUUUUUGCUCACUCUGUCCAAACAUUAUAGAGGGGAAGAACCACUCACUAAUCGUGAUACAAUGACCAAAGUCCCAAAUUCCACCUUUUGUCCUCCCUCCAACACGUGCUCACCUCCCCUCUAUAUUCUCCCCUUCUCUCUCUUCAAAACAAAAAAAUAUUCCUCACCUGAUCCCACCUCCAGCUCACCUGCCACUCAGCAAUUCUGCUAAGAUCCCAAUCAUUGGGUGUGUGCUGGUGGACCCCACAAGAUAGGUUUCCACUUCUUCCGUUCACACACCUUACUGAACUCCCACUUUGCCCUUUUUCCUUUAAACUUAUACUUGUAUCAGUUGUUAAUGGAUUGGAUAAUACAUACAGCCUAUACAUUUAUAAAUUGGAAUAUCAUA